Xylaria bambusicola is the source of this 1051-nucleotide messenger RNA. RefSeq lists its product as uncharacterized. The record is from RefSeq and is a predicted model, not a curated record. Lineage: Eukaryota; Fungi; Ascomycota; Sordariomycetes; Xylariales; Xylariaceae. The transcript has 3 exons. Bases 220 to 831 code for a protein of 203 amino acids.
GCAUUCUUGCCCACAUGGUUGUCUCGCCCAUUUCAAUUUGCUCCUGCCUACAAGCUUUGGAAUCAUAUUUUUGCACAUGCUUGUGAUUUGCCGAACUCAGCACUUAUCUUAUCAUGCCAGGAAAAAUGUACAUAUACAUCAAGGACCCGAUCUCUACCAGUAUACUACCAACGUAGCUUCAUUAUCGUAACAUAUCCAUCCGCUCAUAAGAUUACCAAUAUGGCUCACGUUAACAAUCGUGCACAAGAGGUAACUAAUGUGGCACAAGAUCUUGAUAUUGGAAAAUACCUCAAAAUUUACUUCCACUUGUCAGAACGAGUGCGGGACAAGGCCUCUCGCGACAUCCAGCCCAUUGCUAGAAAGACCCUACAUUCGGCUAGUCCGCUCGCAUUGACGCGCUAUGAUGAUAAUGGAGAGAUACAAUAUCUCCUGCCAAUGCACGCUUUAGGAAGUCUAGCAAUUCGGUUCGACACAGAACCCGGAUCGAUCCAUGCAUUCAAAAUAUAUGUUAAGACGGGGUCGGUGAAUGUGGCCAAUCCGGAAUCCUCUGGACAUAGACAAGACUAUUUUGUUACGCCUGGCCAGAAGUGGAUUGAUGGGUUUGCACACAUUGGAAGUGUUGAUAGGAAACUUCCUGAUGAUGUGAGGCAAUUCGUCGCAAUAGACCCUGGAACCGGUCAUUCCGCUGAAAAUCAAUUGACCGGCAGUGAUGAUAAUGGUGGAAUUCAGAUUCAGAUUAUCCUUGGAACUCCUCACCAUAGGGUUGGAAGGUCAAGCAACUCGGGCUUCCAAAUUUUCGUUAAGGAUCUCAAUGGACAGCUAAUAAGCUAACCCCCCCCCUCACGAGCCAUCUCAUCACGGGCCACUUCACACUUAGCUAGCCACUUCACUUCUGAAGCUAUUUUCAUCAAUAAAAUAGCGUUUUCAUCGCUAUUUUCGGUGUUUUUCUUAAAAACUAAACUUUUGCAACUUUAAUUAUAUCUUUUAUAUUUAUAUCCUUACGUUUUAGUAUAUCUUUUUCCUAUAGUUUAUUAAUAUAUAAAAUUUUAAA